Messenger RNA from Andrographis paniculata, 2011 nucleotides. Its product is annotated as U-box domain-containing protein 4-like. Gene Ontology annotation, molecular function: protein binding. Gene Ontology annotation, cellular component: nucleus; cytoplasm. The coding region runs from base 149 to 1537 and encodes 462 amino acids. The transcript is spliced from 2 exons. NCBI's taxonomy places the organism in Eukaryota, Viridiplantae, Streptophyta, Magnoliopsida, Lamiales, Acanthaceae. The record is from RefSeq and is a predicted model, not a curated record.
UAAAAGUAAUUCAGGCCUUUUAGCCAUUACCCGUCGCCGCUGUCCGCCAUGGAAAUUUCCUGAACCUCCAGCAGCAAAUACGAUAUAUAUAUAUUCUCACUACUUGAGUACAAUACUGAGCUUUUGCUGUUUGUUAGAAUUCCUCAUCAUGGUCUCAGUGGAGGAUUCUCGCUCUCACUCGCACUCAAACCCUAAUAUUACUGCUGCCUACACGCAAACGCGGCCCUACUACUACUACACUCCGCCGCCGUCUUCCGCCAGGACAAGCCGCUCCAUGGGGAGGUCCAUGCGUACAAUCCGAUCCACAAUUUUCACUCCCGAUCAGCGCUCAGGUUCGGUUCACGAGAAAUCGCCCAACGUGUCGGAGAAUCUCACCGAUUCGGUCAUCGACCUCCGCCUCGGAGAGCUCGCUAGCAAGUCGUUGAGCAAUUCGAAAGGCCAGAGUUCCUCGGAAAUCGACGAUGCCUUGGACGUUUCCCGAGCUUUCAGCGAUUUCUCCGCGUACUCCAGCGACAUCUCUGGGGAGCUCCAGCGUCUCGCUAAUCUACCUGAUCCGUACUCGAAUGAGAACCAUAGUUCGGGGCCGGAGAUUGAACCUUGUUCCGGAUUUUUGCAGAGAGAAACUUUUUCGACUGAGAUUAUUGAGAGCAUCUCGCCCGAAGAUCUCCAGCCUACGGUGAAACUCUGCAUCGAUGGGUUGCAAUCGUCGUCAAUUGCAGUGAGAAGAUCGGCAGCGGCCAAAUUGCGGUUGCUGGCUAAGAAUCGAGCCGAUAAUCGGGCUUUGAUUGGUGAAUCUGGUGCAGUGCCGGCUCUGAUUCCUCUUCUUCGUUGCUCCGACCCUAUGACGCAGGAACACGCAGUGACGGCGUUGCUUAAUCUUUCCCUCCAUGAAGGCAACAAGUGCGUGAUCACAAACGCCGGCGCUAUAAAAUCCCUAAUCUAUGUCUUGAAAACAGGAACGGAGACUUCCAAGCAAAACGCUGCCUGUGCGUUACUCAGCUUGGCUUUGGUCGACGAGUAUAAACUGCCGAUUGGGGCAAGUGGUGCCAUACCUCCAUUGACUGCAUUGCUGAUAGAUGGGUCGAAUCGAGGCAAAAAGGACGCGCUUACAACGCUCUACAAGUUAUGCUCAGUUGGUUUGAACAAGGAGAGAGCAGUAAGCGCGGGUGCAGUGAGGCCGCUGGUGGAGCUAGUGGCGGAGCAAUGCACCGGAUUGGCUGAGAAGGCAUUGGUUGUGUUGAGCGGCUUGGCUGGGAUUGAGACUGGACGAGAGGCAAUCAUCGAGGAAGGUGGGAUUGCAGCGCUGGUGGAGACCAUUGAAGAUGGGAGUAACAAAGGGAAGGAGUUUGCAGUUUUGACUCUGCUUCAAUUGUGCACAGACAGUGUUAGAAACAGAGGAUUACUUGUCAGAGAAGGGGGCAUUCCACCACUGGUGGCGUUGUCACAGACUGGGACGGCAAAAGCUAAGCAUAAGGCUGAAACGCUUCUUGGAUACUUGAGAGAACCAAGGCAGGAAGCUUCCUCUUCUAGUCCCUAAAGAGUGAAGAAGGUAUGAGACUACAGGGUGUUCUUCAUUAUCUGGCAUAAUGCCUUUGUGAUGGUUUGUUGCUAGCUGUGCAUAGUAUGUUAAUAAACUUGUACAAAGUGGUUGAGUAGUUUGCAGUAUGAUUUGGCGCGAAAGUGCAUAGAUAGUUAGAAUUUAGUAGCAAGUGAGAAAGAAUCUGACUUUUAGUAGUAUUUUGCUUGACUGAGUCUUUUCUGUGGAAACCUCCAUCUUCCAUUUUGCUGACGGCAGCAAGCAUGGUUGCCAUUGUUGAGAGGAUUAAAGUUGUCAUUAGCUUUUGUUCAGGCUUAUUAUUCAUUCAUUCAUCCCUUGUUUUGUUUGGGAUACCCAAAUUCUUGGACAGGUUUUGGGUAAUGAUGAUAGGCCAAAUAAGACUUGCAGUGUUGUUGAAGCUUGGCUUGUAGUAUUAUUAUUUUUGUUAUACUAUAAUGUUUACUUCUACUGUCA